GCGCUGUCUGAAGCGCCCAGCAAAACAGUUCCAUUUCAAAUUCAAACGGCUCCGGAUGUUGAAUUGGAAGUUUUCCCCGCAAACGUACUGACUCAUUUUAAGAACAUGUCCCGCCUCCCUGUCAUGACCAGCAAGAGGGUUCUCACAAACAGCAACUCAGAAAACGCCCAGGUUAUGGCUCCUGCUCAGAAAAAGAUGCGGAGGGAGCAGGACAUGCAUAAACCUCAGGCAGCGGCUACAGUUAUUGGACAUAGGCAAGCUCCUGUUGCUGCCAGCAGAGCGCCUCACUCUGAAUCCAUCAGGACUGCAGGAGCUGCCACGGUUGCUGUUGGUCCUUCCAGAGGUGUCUUAAAACGGUCUACAGCUUCUGCUGCUCCACGAGGAGUUAACCCCAAACAAGCAGCUGUCCCAAAAACAGUUGGGGUUGGGGCCUCUCGUCGAAAACCAUGGGAUUUAAAGGGAAAAGUCAACGAUAUGGAGGACAAGAUCCGCAACUUCCAGACGAAAGCCAGAUCUGUUAAUGAGGAGAUGGAAGCUCUGAAAGGUUCUCUGUCUCACAGUCAAAGCAGAGUGUCACAAAUGGAGAAAGAGGUAGAACAACAGAGGAGCCAGAUCAGCAAAUAUGAGAUUGAGCUACAAGCUUUGUCACACGUCCGUCAGGAGCUGGAGAAAGUGUCGAGUGACAAAAGCUUCCUCCAAAAGGAGCUUUCCAACUUAGAGGAGAAAUAUAAGGUCAUGGAGACUCUUCGAGACAGCCAGGAGACAGAGCUGCAGGCCCUGAAGAUGAAGCUGUCAGUGCAGGAGUCCACAAUGACACGUCUGCAGAGCACCCUCAGAGACAGGGAGGAGGAGGUGCACUCCCUCAAAGAAAUGGUGGCGGAGCAGAAGGAGGAGCUUCACACUGGAGAGAUGGAGCGCAGACGUCUCCAUAACACUAUCCAGGAGCUGAAGGGGAACAUAAGGGUGUUUUGCAGAGUGCGCCCUCUAGUGAGCGGAGGCCUGAGUAAGCAUAUCCAGCUUCCAGCCAGUGAUGAUAAGUCUAUUGUACUGGCUAAAACGGAAGAGUCUCACACUGGCAAAGUUGCCGACACCCAGAAGAAUUACAACUUCAGUUUUGACAGAGUCUUUGGUCCCCAAGCUUCUCAGCAGGAGAUUUUUGAAGAGAUUUCACUGCUGGUGCAGUCUGCUCUGGAUGGAUACAACGUCUGUGUUUUUGCCUACGGGCAGACAGGCAGCGGAAAGACGUACACAAUGGAGGGAGAAGAGUACGAUGACACCAGAGGGGUCAUUCCCAGAGCCGUCCAGCAAGUCUUCAAAGCAGGACAGAAGCUUGCCGCGCAAGGCUGGGAGUUCACUUUCACAGCAAGCUUUGUGGAAAUCUACAAUGAGACUCUGCGAGAUCUCCUGUACACCGGCAAGGCCAGCAAGAGGCCCGAGCACGAGAUCCGGAAGAUGGCGAGCAAUGAGGUGACAGUCACCAACCUGACCUACGAGAAGGUUUACACAGAGGAUCAGGUUCAGGGUCUGAUCGCUGUGGCCAAACGGAACCGCUCCACGGCGCAGACGUCCCAGAACGACCGCUCAUCUCGCUCCCACUCAGUCUUCCAGCUGCACAUUGAAGGAGUGAAUGCUGGCAGAGAUGUCACAUGCAAGUCUACUCUGUGUCUGGUGGACUUGGCUGGCAGUGAACGGAUGAUGAAGAGUCAGUCUCAGGGUGAUCGCUUCAAAGAGAUGACGGCCAUCAACAGCUCCCUGUCCAACCUGGGCAUCGUCAUCACUUCGCUGGCCAACAAGGAGAGCCACAUUCCGUACAGGAACUCCAAACUCACAUAUCUUCUGCAGGGAUGCUUGGGAGGAAACAGCAAAACCCUGAUGUUUGUGAACAUUUCCCCGGAGUCAGACAGCUUUGGGGAAACCCUCAACUCGCUAAGAUUUGCAAGCAAGGUGAAUGACUGUGUCAUCGGGACGGCAAGUUCCAACAAGAAAUAGUUUGAUAGUUUGU
This is a messenger RNA of Oryzias latipes (Japanese medaka), 2002 nucleotides long. It is a transcript of the gene kifc1, whose product is annotated as kinesin family member C1. Gene Ontology annotation, biological process: microtubule-based movement. The record is from RefSeq and is a predicted model, not a curated record. Gene Ontology annotation, molecular function: microtubule binding; microtubule motor activity; ATP binding. Lineage: Eukaryota; Metazoa; Chordata; Actinopteri; Beloniformes; Adrianichthyidae.